GUUUUAAGUUUUUCUCCUCUUUGUUUUUAAUUGUCUCCGGAGAACAGUUAAUUCGUUGCACAUCUUUAAAGCAGAACACGUGGUAAAACAUGCGCGACAUCCUCUGAAAUACUCUGCAGUGGUCUGUAGAAGAAUGGUGCUCAUCUUAAAAGAUGUUUUGUUGCUUGUGUUUACGUGCGUUUUAUUUAGAACAUUUUCGUGUGGUGAAUUUUUUUCUAGUUGACUUCAAAUAAUUUUUGUUCGUACACCAAUAAUUCGAAGAAAUUACGCAUCUAAGUUUGUUGUUUAAUUGAAAAGACUUGCGUACUAAAAGUAAUAAAUGAGAAUAAUUAUCAACUAUUGCGUUUAGAGUUGAUCUUAAGAAUUCAUCGUAUUUCUUAUUACUGGUAAGCUCUAUGCACUUUCACUCGGAACACACAUCAUUUGCUUCUUAGAAAGCACACGAAAAUAUUUUUUGGAAUAAUUAUUUAUGAGCUGAAUAAAGAAAAAACCAUUCAGUUCUUCUGAAACUGCGUGUACUGAAAUAAUUUAAUUUUUUAUGUGUACAAAGUCGAAAUAUAAGGAAAAAUAUUAAAUGACUCUGAUCAUCAUAGUUAAAUUUCAUGCAAUUUAUCUUCCAAUGCUGAUUUACUAUUUGUAUAUAACCGUACAUGUUAUGAUUCUGUAUCACAUUAUUGCAAUUAUACCAAAUCGAGGCUAUAUUUAUAACUUUGUUAGAAGUAGAUCACAGUAAUAAUUAUUUAUGUUUCAAGUGUUUCAUUGAUGAGAGUUUCCUAAUCGAGACUAUUUAUCAUCUUAUCAGAAGCAGAUCGCAGUAAUAAUUAUUUAUGUUUCAAGUGUUUCAUUGAUGAGAGUUUCCUAAUCGAGACUAUUUAUCAUCUUAUCAGAAGCAGAUCGCAGUAGUAAUUAUUUAUGUUUCAAGUGUUUCAUUAAUGCGUAUUCGAUUACAUUUAUCAUUUUGUCAGAAGAAAAUGGCAGUAAAAAUUAUUUAUGUUUCAAGUUUUUUAUUAAUGAGUAUUUCUUAACUCAGACUUUCGUUAUCAUUUUAUCAGAAGCAGAUUGCAGUAAUAAUUAUUUAUGUUUCAAGUGUUUCAUUAAAAAUACUUUCCUAAUCGAGACUAUAUUUAUAAUUUUGCCAGAAGCAGAUCGUAGUAAUAAUUGUUUACCUUUCAAAUAUUUCUUUAAUGAGUAUUUGAUUAUAUUUAUCACUUUGUCAGAAGCAUAUGGCAGUAAUAAUUAUUAAUGUUUCAAGUUUUUCAUUAUUGAGUACACCCUAACAGAGACUAUAUUUAUCACUUCGUUAGAGCAAAUAAGUAAUAUAUUGCUCAUUUAGAUGGAAUUUGCUAUCAAUUUUUAACUGAGUUUAUUUCGGUUGAAGUAAUUUUUAAUUCCAGAUUUUGUCGAUGCAUUUCGUCUUUAAUUUUAUAAAUACCUUUACCCAUUCAAAGAGGCAAUGAAGAAAAUUUCAAUCACAUUACUAAUGGACGCUUUAAAAUUUAAUUAUUUAUUCUUGGUAAAAUACGUAUCAAAUUUUUAGCAUAGGCAUCAUUUUGUGUGCAUCGUUAAGAUUUCAUUCUUUUACAAUGCAUUGAAACAAAAAACACCAAGACUAUUUGAUGUGUUCAAAAAUUUAUAAGCUAAGCGCAAAAAUAUUCGAGCCAGAAAAAAGCUCUGAUCAAAUGCUUCAGAAACCCGAUAACAGAAUGGCAAAUUGUAAGAACGCUUCUAAAUUAGCCAAGUGCAGACAUUACUUCCGCGUGUUCAUCACGCACUUAUUUUCACAUGUCGGACUUUGUGGCUUGGUUGUCGGAUACGCCAUCGUCGGGGCUCUAACUUUUGAAUCUCUGGAAGCACCCAAUGAGAUCAAUCAGAGAUCCACCAUCCAGAAAGACCGAGAAAAAUGUUUAAAAGAUCUGUGGAAUAUUACAGUCAACCUGAAUGUUCUGUAUGAGGAGAACUGGACGAUUUUGGUUGGCUCGAGGCUGAAACUCUUCGAGCAAGAAGUGGUGAAUGCGGUGAAAAACGAAGGUUACGAUGGUAAGGAGAGCAACGACGACGAGCUGCAGUGGUCAUUUUCGGGUGCUUUACUGUACUGCAUCACAGUGAUUACGACAAUUGGUUAUGGCAACAUUGCUCCGAAGACAGACGUCGGAAAAGUUGUGACGAUAUUCUACGCUCUGUUUGGUAUUCCGUUGAUGCUUCUGUGCCUCACCAACAUCGGAGAUCUUUUGGCCCGAUCGUUCAAAUUCACCUAUUCUCAUCUUUGCUUCUUAUGCAGGAACCCCAGGAGGACGCAGCCGAUUCCGAUUCAGAAACAGCAGGUUGGAGAAGUGACGAAAACUCCUUUGGAUAAACCUAUGGAAAUAUCGACAUUAGAGCUCUGCAAUGGCGACGACAAAACCCUCAGCGGAAACUCCCCUCCCCUCUCAUCUUCACCAACAAAAUCACAAAUCUCCAACAACACGACCAGCGUCGUCGUCAUGCCAGAACCUACACCUGUAGUCGUCGAGCGCGUAUAUCGCGACAACUCCACAGCUGAGGAGCAACGCGUGCCGAUGUACAUGGUGCUACUCCUAGUAACGGGAUACAUCUGUGGGGGUGCUGUCCUGUUCUCUCUCUGGGAAAAGUGGACUUUCCUAAACGGUGCUUACUUCUGCUUCAUCACCCUUAGUACCAUCGGAUUCGGAGACCUGGUGCCGGGAUCGGACAUUUUCGAUGCUCAGAGCGGGCAGGCAAAGCUCAUUAUUUGUUGCAUUUACUUGAUAAUGGGCUUGUCCAUCAUCGCCAUGUCGUUUAACCUUGUCCAAGAAGAAGUGGUGAUCAAAUGCAAGAAUUUGGCUCGGAAUUUGGGACUGCUGAGGUCACAGCAUGAUGACGACGAUGAUGAUUAAACACAUUUAUAUAUCUCCUGUAA
Messenger RNA from Uloborus diversus, 2914 nucleotides. Its product is annotated as TWiK family of potassium channels protein 7-like. The record is from RefSeq and is a predicted model, not a curated record. The transcript has 3 exons. Gene Ontology annotation, molecular function: potassium ion leak channel activity. Gene Ontology annotation, cellular component: membrane. The coding region runs from base 1617 to 2891 and encodes 424 amino acids. Lineage: Eukaryota; Metazoa; Arthropoda; Arachnida; Araneae; Uloboridae. Gene Ontology annotation, biological process: stabilization of membrane potential; potassium ion transmembrane transport.